AUGUCUCCAUCUCUGUUCAACAUAUACACGACAGAGCUACAUACGGUUGACGAAUCAGGUGUAAUAUUGGUGCAAUUCGCUGAUGAUUUCGCCCUGAUGGUCAGAGCGAAAUCCGUUGAGAUGGUAAACCAGAAGAUGCAACACCAAUUAAACCAGUUUGCACGAAAAGCACAAGAUCUGAAUUUGGACAUCAAUCCGGACAAGACCAAGGUAGUCUUAUUCCACGGAGGAAACAAUACGAUAAACGUUAGAAUCAACAACGUAGAGAUAGAGAUGGUCAACAGUCACAGAUAUCUCGGACUACAAAUCGAUAGAUUCCUAGGAUUUGGCGGACACAUACGGACUGUCAAACAAAAGAUUCAAGAACGGCUAAAAAUGCUGAAAGUUAUCAGUAGUAUACGAAGCGGCGGUCAUCCACAGACGAUGAAUUUAGUCUACAAUGCACUGGUCAGAAGCUGUAUUGAAUAUGGAUCAUCCGUGAUCAAUAACGCAUCUGUGACGAACAAAAAGACGAUACAAACUCUCAUCAAUUCGUGCCUGCGUAAAGUUACUGGGUGCAGUAAAACUACUCCACUGAACUCUUUACUAGCUGUAGCAAGUCAAGAGCCAUGGAACAUUAGAAGUGAAUAUAUAGCGUGCAGAGAGAUCGCCAAGAUUGUAGCGUAUCGAAGCCCGAUUCACGAACAACUGCUAGACAUCGAAGAAUACGAAGGGGACGAAGGAAGACUAACGUACAUGGAAAAACAAUAUCUGGAACAUGUACAUACAUUUAAAAUCAUCAGCCCUAUUCGAAGAGUAAGAGAACAUGCGGAUGUAGAGGAUAUCGAAAUCAACACAAACGUGGGAGCUACUUUCAAAAAGCAGAAUGCUAACCCCAAGAUGAUGAAGCAAAUGGUGUUAGGAAUGCUCAAUGGAAAAUACAGAUCCAGAAUAAAAAAUUUCACAGACGCAUCGAUGUGGGACGAUACUUGCGGGAUAGGAGUCUACGUGGAGUCUACCAACAAAAGAAUAGCGUUGAGGCUGGAACACCAAACAUCGAUAAUGACUGCCGAAAUGGUAGCGAUAAAAGUCGCCACAGAAGAAAUAAGUAAAGGACAGUUGAAGAACGCGGUGAUCCUGACGGAUUCAUUGUCGUCCUGUAUGAUGCUAGAGCAAAGCCAAAAGCAACCGGAACGAAGCCAGAUGACCGACGAGAUCAUCCAAAUAUGUAGGAAAUGGAAGGUCGACAUCCAGUGGAUUCCCAGCCAUAUCGAUAUCAAAGGCAACGAUUUGGCCGAUUCCUUGGCCAAACAUGGAGCGCAACACGGAGAACUACUUGAACAUCCAAUAUUGCUGAAAGAUGCAUAUCUACGGCUGCUGCAAAUAAAAAAACAGAAGGCAAACAAUUGGUAUAAAGAAUAUGCUAUUAACGAAAAAGGGCGGAAAUUUUUCGACAUACAGCCAGAAUUCAAAGAAGAACCGUAG
Molecule: messenger RNA, 1464 nt
Organism: Armigeres subalbatus
Lineage: Eukaryota; Metazoa; Arthropoda; Insecta; Diptera; Culicidae
Exons: 1
Coding region: 1-1464 (487 amino acids)
Molecular function (GO): nucleic acid binding; RNA-DNA hybrid ribonuclease activity
Source: RefSeq, a predicted model, not a curated record